This is a messenger RNA of Durusdinium trenchii, 384 nucleotides long. Lineage: Eukaryota; Dinophyceae; Suessiales; Symbiodiniaceae. The record is from the annotation of a GenBank genome assembly.
AUGCUUGCAGACGCUGCGGGCUUACAUCAGCAACUUAGCCAAACACCCACAGGAACCAAAGUACCAGUCCAUCAAUUGCGAGAACAACAACUUCCGCAGCAAGGUUGCAUCUGUGGAAGGGGCCAUUGCAGUCUUAGAGGCCUGUGGAUUUGUUGCAGAUGGGACGAAGCUGUUGGUCAGACUGAGCAGAUUUGCACCCUGCUUUUUUCGGAAGCUUUUUUCAACGCUUCAGAGUUGGAUGAAGCUUCAGAUGAGGUUCGUAAAAAGCAUCAGACUGGGCGACCUGAGGUCGAUGCGGAAUUUCUGAAGACGAAGGGGCGGAAGCUUUGGGACGCACUGAGUAAGGUGGACUUGAUCCUGGAGCAAGUGAAGCAAAGUGCAUAA